AUGUUCAUCGGUAGAAACUCAGCUAUAUUAAGGAAAUUCAGAUUGGUAAACUACAACGUUCACCAGUUACUACCACGACUACAACUACACACACACACAACUAGUAGAUCAUACGUGUCAAACCAGCAUAAGAUGACAGAAGCACCCUUCGAAAACCUGUUUGCAAAGAUUGACCAGCUCAAACCCCGGUUCAUUGAGCGUCUCUCCGAGGCAGUUGCCAUCCCUGCAGUGUCUGCAGACGAAAGCCUCAGACCAAUGGUGGUGAAAAAAGCAGAGUUUUUCAGAAACCAGCUUGAACAGCUUGGAUUCCAGGACAUUCAGAUGAGAAAGCUAGGCAUCCAGCCUCCACCUGUGGAAAACCCAAAUCUUGAGCUGCCACCUGUGGUUUUGGCUCGCUACGGAAAUGACCCUGCCAAGAAGACAGUGCUUUUGUACGGCCACUACGAUGUCCAGCCUGCAGCUUUGGAAGACGGAUGGCUCUCAGAGCCGUUCAAGCUUGUCGUGGACGAGGAAAAACAGCUCAUGCGUGCUAGAGGCUCGUCAGAUGAUACUGGGCCUGUUCAAGGGUGGCUAAAUGUGGUAGAUGCGCAUCGGGAAUUGGGACUUGACUUGCCUGUCAAUCUCGUGACCUGCUUCGAAGGUAUGGAAGAGUCCGGCUCCAUAGGGCUGGACAAACUGAUUGCAGAAGAGGCAAACAAGUAUUUCAAAGACGUGGAUGCCGUGUGCAUUUCUGACAAUUACUGGCUGGGAACCAAGAAACCGGUUCUUACUUACGGACUAAGAGGCUGCAACUACUAUCAGAUCAUAGUGGAAGGUCCUGGCGCUGAUUUGCACUCCGGUAUCUUUGGAGGUGUUGUUGCAGAGCCAACGAUCGAUCUGGUCAAAAUGUUUGCGUCUCUUGUGGACUCGCAAGGCCGGAUCCUGAUCGACGGCGUCAACGAAAUGGUCGCACCAGUCACUGAAAAGGAAAAAGGCCUAUACGAAAAGAUUGAUUUCACGCUCGAGGAGAUGAACGCGGCGUCCGGGUCGCAAACUUGUCUAUAUGACAACAAGUCCGACAUUCUCAUGCACAGAUGGAGAUAUCCUUCGCUUUCGAUCCACGGUCUCGAAGGUGCAUUUUCGUCGCAGGGUGCCAAGACUGUCAUUCCCGCCAGAGUCGUUGGUAAAUUCUCGAUUCGUACUGUCCCGGACAUGGACUCUGCCAAACUCGACAAGCUUGUGAUCGACCACUGUAACAAGGUUUUCCAGUCCUUGGGUUCGCCAAACAAGUGUAGAACUGAACUGAUCCACGACGGCAACUACUGGGUGUCUGAUCCCUUCAAUGCCUCGUUCACUGCCGCUGCCAAGGCUACAAAGGCCGUCCAUGGCGUCGAACCUGAUUUCACACGUGAAGGUGGAUCUAUCCCAAUCACUUUGACAUUUGAAACUGAGCUCAAGACCAACGUCAUACUUCUUCCUAUGGGCAGAGGCGACGACGGUGCCCACUCCAUUAAUGAAAAAUUGGACUUGAGUAAUUAUAUCCAGGGUAUGAAGACCAUGGCUGCGUAUUUGCACUACUAUGCCGCGUCUGAGACCAAAUAG
This is a messenger RNA of Lachancea sp. 'fantastica', 1581 nucleotides long. NCBI's taxonomy places the organism in Eukaryota, Fungi, Ascomycota, Saccharomycetes, Saccharomycetales, Saccharomycetaceae. The record is from the annotation of a GenBank genome assembly.